Molecule: messenger RNA, 1386 nt
Organism: Penicillium macrosclerotiorum
Lineage: Eukaryota; Fungi; Ascomycota; Eurotiomycetes; Eurotiales; Aspergillaceae
Product: serine/threonine-protein kinase
Exons: 3
Coding region: 1-1386 (461 amino acids)
Biological process (GO): protein phosphorylation
Cellular component (GO): cytoplasm
Molecular function (GO): protein serine/threonine kinase activity; ATP binding
Source: RefSeq, a predicted model, not a curated record
AUGUCAGCGCUCCCGGAUCUUGUUCGAGACUCGAAGUUAUCCACGACCUUUUCGUCAAAAUAUACGACCCACCUUGUCUUUGAUUCAUCUGCUGGACCUCAGAAGCAAACCAGACGCAAGCAAUAUGAAGAAAGAUGGGCAAAAUCCAAGGCCCUGGGCUCCAAACCCUUUGGAAGAGUAUGGCUAGAGGAAUGCGCCGUCUCUAAAGGGCCUGCGAAGCUUCGCGCCGUAAAACAGAUCCCCAAAACCGACAUUGGCUCGAAGCCAGACAGUUGGCACCGAGAACUGGAAGCGAUCAUCAAGUUUUCCCACCAAAAGUAUGACGGGUGUUUUGUCCGAUCAUCAGGAUGGUUCGAAGACACUGAAUCGAUAUUCAUUGCGAUGGAAUAUAUUCCAAAAGGGGACCUCAGCGAGCAUCUUGCCGGACCCCUUCCAGAGGUAGAGGCUCGAAAAAUUACAUAUCAGAUUCUCGAAGGGAUCCAGUUUAUGCAUGAGAAUAGCUUCGCCCAUCGGGAUCUAAAACCAGCCAAUAUAUUCGUUGUUACCGCGGGCCCAGAUUGGUGGGUCAAGAUUGGUGAUUUCGGGAUCAGCAAACGCAUUGAUGAUGGGCAGACAGCCCUGCGGACCAUUAAUGGCACACCGGGAUUUAUCGCACCUGAAAUUGUGGCUCAACUAUUUGAUGUGGCCAACUGGGCUAACUUCAGUUACACUUUGGCUGUGGAUCUAUGGUCCCUGGGAGUGAUUUGCUUCUUCAUGUUGACGGGGCGACUGCCCUUCCACAAAACAUAUGACCUAAUGACCUACUUCCGAGGUGACAUGAGAGGUUCCGACAUUUUUUCUGAUAUCCAUGACGAUCACAAGAUCAGUAAAGAAGCAUCUUCGUUUAUGAAGACUCUUCUAGCAGCACAACCCACCAAUCGUGGUAGAGUUGCGGGCGCGCUAUCUCAUGUUUGGCUACAAGGGUUGAAGCUGAGCCCUUUACCUUCGGGCUCUAUUCAUACCGAGACAUUGAGGGUUUCACGGAGCAAUAUUUCUCGUAUCAGUAUGGUUGAAAGUGAUGCAUCCGCGCAAUGGAGUGUUAUCGACCCACCGACAGCUGAUACUGUCCCAAAAUACGAGACACCUCAAACCAGCAUUAUUGUAUGCCAUGAAGAAAAGUGCGAAAGGAAUGAUCCUUCAAGAAGAUUUCCUACUAUUGACGAUCUAGAACGCCAUAAAAAGAACGUUCAUCCUGAUUCUUUGGAACUGGAUCCUCAGAAAAUCAUGUACCCGUGCUUUGGAAAAAACUGUCCGCGGCCAAACAGACGAAGACGGCUACGAGAUCUCAAGCAUCAUCUACAUCGCUAUCAUCCUUCAGAAAAUGAGAGCAAACUGAUCAAGAAGUGA